Molecule: messenger RNA, 449 nt
Organism: Paramecium sonneborni
Lineage: Eukaryota; Ciliophora; Oligohymenophorea; Peniculida; Parameciidae
Source: the annotation of a GenBank genome assembly
AAAUCAAUUCAGAAAAGCCUGUUGUAUUGAAAGUAUUCACAGUUAGGAAUGAAAAAUUAAUGUUUUCAAUGACUCCAAUAAAAGCAACAUAUGUUGAGAAAAAUAAUUAUUUUUUAAUUCAAAAUUUGGCUGGAUUCUCUUUGAACUAGUUCCUGAGAUUCGUUAAAGAGAAGGAAAUCAUCAUCUAGAGUGGGACAAAAAGAAACAAUUUAGGGGUUAAUAGAUUGGAUAAAUUUUAAUCAACAAAAAUAAAGCAUAUGAUGAAACUUCGAGCUUUUUUUAUCAGUACUCCUAAAUUUAUAUCAAAUAAGCAUAUUCAACAUAAGUAAAUGAAAAGAGAGUUUUAAAAAUUGCACAAGAGAUACAUCUAUCAAUAACAUAAGAUGAAGAAUAAGAUAAAUAAGUCAACCCUUAUAGGAUAAUUCUGAAUUAAGAAGAAUACAUUACAG